This is a messenger RNA of Carassius carassius (crucian carp), 3533 nucleotides long. Its product is annotated as alpha-(1,6)-fucosyltransferase-like. Gene Ontology annotation, molecular function: protein binding; glycoprotein 6-alpha-L-fucosyltransferase activity. The record is from RefSeq and is a predicted model, not a curated record. The transcript has 10 exons. Gene Ontology annotation, cellular component: Golgi cisterna membrane. Lineage: Eukaryota; Metazoa; Chordata; Actinopteri; Cypriniformes; Cyprinidae. Gene Ontology annotation, biological process: protein N-linked glycosylation. Bases 509 to 2251 code for a protein of 580 amino acids.
CCCGAGUGACAGAGAGCGGGUCCGUGAAUGAUGAUCUGCCGGUGUGGUCGGUGCGGCACUGACAUGCGCAGUGCGCGGCGCGCAGCCCGUGAUUCUGUGCAUUGUAUGUGUGUGUCCGUCCGCUGAUUUCAUCUCACACACGCGCUCCUCUCCUCCAUCCUUCUGGAUCUUCCUCCCGAGCGCAUCUUCUUUCGGAGCGGCGGCGGCGGGGUUUUCCGAGCCCUAAUGCGUCUAGAGAACCCAGCUUUUGGACUGGAACGACAAAGCUAAUGAGACAACAGUGAAACCUACUAAGGCAGAAAUACCACAAUCAUCUACUAAAGAAACACAAUGGAAGAUCUGCCUUCUUGACGAGUCACGAUGGAUGAAUAUCCACGGUGUGUUGAUGUACCUAUACAGACACAACUGCUUCUCUUGACCAUCCACAUUUGGACGCCCAGCUUUUAAGCUCGUGUUUAAGACUCAGCAUGUCUGCCGUCCAUCGGUUGUGACUGGAGUUUGGUGCAGCAUGCGUCCAUGUGCGGGCUCCUGGCGCUGGAUAGCGCUGGUCCUGUUGGCCUGGGGGACAUUGCUCUUUUAUAUCGGGGGACAUCUGGUGAGAGACAACGAACAUGCGCCACGCUCCAGCCGUGAACUGGCGAAGAUCCUCACCAAGCUGGAGCGACUGAAACAGCAGAAUGAAGACCUGCGGCGCAUGGCUCAGUCACUACGGAUUCCAGAAGGACAAUCGGAUGGGCCAAUAUCAUCAGGAAGACUGCGGUCUCUUGAGGAACAGCUAAGCCGAGCCAAACAGAAGAUCCACAGUUUUCAGAGAUUAUCUGGAGACGUUGGCCCGGGUCGAGAACAGGAGGAACUGCGGAGGAAGGUGGAGAAUGGAGUGAAAGAGCUGUGGUACUUUAUUCACAGCGAGAUACAGAAGCUGAGUCACGUGGAGCCGUCAGACAGACAGAAACACACAGAGACGCUGCUGCAGGACCUCGGCCAUCAACAGAGAACCAUCAUGAUAGACCUGCAUGAUCUCAGUCAGGCGGACGGAGCGGGAGACUGGAGAGAGAAGGAGGCCAGAGAUCUUUCCAACCUGGUGCACAACAGGAUCUCCUACCUGCAGAACCCGCAGGACUGCAGUAAAGCCCGUAAGCUGGUGUGUAACAUCAAUAAGGGCUGCGGAUACGGCUGUCAGCUCCAUCACGUGGUUUACUGCUUCAUGAUCGCUUACGGCACGCAGAGAGUCCUGAUCCUCGAGUCCCACAACUGGCGUUACGCUCCCAAAGGCUGGGAGACGGUCUUCCGGGCCGUCAGUGACACCUGCACGGAUCGAUCCGGAGCCACGACCGGACACUGGUCAGGUGAGGCUCACGACCAAGACGUUCAGGUGGUAGAGUUGCCCAUCGUAGACAGUCUUCACCCCAGACCUCCGUACCUUCCACUCGCUAUCCCAGAAGACCUUGCGCCCCGACUGCAGCGUCUUCACGGCGAUCCGUCUGUCUGGUGGGUGUCUCAGUUUGUCAAGUACUUGGUCCGUCCUCAGGCCUGGCUGGAGAAGGAGAUCCAGGAGGCGUGUGGCAAACUGGGCUUUAAACACCCCAUCAUUGGCGUCCAUGUCAGACGGACAGAUAAAGUCGGGACGGAGGCCGCGUUUCACCCCAUAGAGGAGUACAUGAUCCAUGUGGAGGAACAGUUCCAGUACAUGGCUCAACGUGGCCACGUGGAUAAAAAACGAGUGUAUUUGGCCACUGACGACCCCUCACUGUUGCAGGAGGCAAAAACUAAGUACACAGACUAUGAGUUCAUCAGUGAUAACUCCAUCUCUUGGUCAGCGAGUUUACAUAACCGAUACACGGAGAAUUCACUCAGAGGCGUCAUCCUGGACAUCCACUUCCUGUCCCAGACUGACUUCCUGGUUUGCACCUUCUCCUCACAGGUGUGUCGUGUGGCAUAUGAGAUCAUGCAGACUCUUCAUCCAGACGCCUCGGCUUUCUUCCGCUCUUUGGACGACAUCUACUACUUCGGUGGACAGAAUGCACACAACCAAAUCGCCAUCUACCCGCACCAGGUGCGCACGACGGAGGAAAUCCCACUGGAGCCUGGAGACGUCAUCGGAGUUGCUGGAAACCACUGGGAUGGGUACUCUAAAGGGGUCAACCGCAAACUGGGACGCACUGGCCUCUAUCCGUCCUAUAAAGUCAAGGAGAAGAUCGAGACGGUGAAGUAUCCCACUUACCCCGAAGCAGACAAGCUGCUGAGCUUAUAGAACAACACACAUUAAUAAUUAACGCACAGAUGGCAGGGGAUCUCUGGAUCAAAGACACAUGUGUGCGUCUGUGUAUUUAUAGGACAGACACAACUUGAAGGUUUGUAUAAAUUGCAUAAGGAUCUCAUGGACUGCUGUGGACAUCAGAAGCCUUUCAAACGGCACUCAGAUCAGCAGAAGCAAAUGAUAAAAAAACAUUUUUUUUAAAUUGUUUUAAUGUUUUUUAAAUAUUCUCUUGCCUUUUUUGUCACUUUCUCUAUCCUCAAACUGGAGUGAAACUCACGGAGGCUGUCAAGCACACAUUUCAUCCACAAAAUCAGCAGAAAAAGUAAACAAUUACAUUUUGCAUUAAGUAAAAUGAAGCCUAUUUGAAUAUUUUGCAUUGCACUAAAAAUGUUUUGUUCAUUUAAAGCAGGAGAUAAAAUCUCAUACAAACGUUUCAGCUUAUUUUCAUAAAAUAAAAUUUCUUAUUUUCAUCUUUUUUUCAUAUAAAUUGAAAAUUAUUUGUUAUUUUGUAAUUUAUUCAUUUUUAAUAUAUUUAUAACUUAUUUAAUUUAUUGUUAACAUUUAUGUUAGGUUUAUAUAUGAUUAUAUUUAAAACGUUCCUUAAAACGUUCUGAGACAUUAAUGGAAAUGUAUUUAUUUAUUUAUUUAGUAUUUAUUUAUUUAUAAUUGUCUCUACAUCUUAUUUAUAAUAUAAUAUUUUUACAUUACGGUAGUAUUUCAUAUACUGCUUUUUAUUUUUGCUGAUUUAAAUUUAAAAAAUGUUCAUGCACAUAGCAGUAGCAGAGAAAAUGUGCUUAAUUAUAUCAAAAUAAUGUUCAAAAUACAAAUUAAAAUAAAAAAUAAUACUCCUAAAACAGGCCUCAUGCUCUUCAUGCAAAAUGUAAUUUCUUAUUUAUUUCUUUUGAUUUAGUGCUGAAAUCUGAUUGGUACCUGUCAGACUUCACUCAUCACGCUGUGCUCUUAUUUCUUUAUCAGUCUUCAAUCUGUAUGUGUGUGUUUGUGUGUGUUCACACAAACUGUUUGUGCUCUUGUUUAUUGUGCAUCCAAAGUGGUGGCUGAAAUUAAAGGAAAAAGCAUUGCAGAACUUCAAUAUAUAUUAAAAAGGAUUUAUUAAAUAGGUGGAACUUCACAGUUUACCAUCAAUAUCAAAUUACUCAUUGUUAGUAAACCUGAAAUAUUUGGACAUUUUACAAAGUAACAAAAAAAAAUGAAGCAUAAGAUUUAUAGUCAAAUAUUAAAUUUUAUGAUUUAUGAACAUGAUCUCAUUGGAGAUUCG